GUCAACUACUCCUUCGUUGCUCAUGUCCGACGAAAUUUAAAGUCGAAGUCUGACAGAAACUGAGUCAAAGUUCGUAGCAGGGGAGCUUUGAGGUUAUAAGAGAUAUGGCCGAGAUCCUUAUACCUCUUCGCACUGCUUCUGGAUACCUGAGCUCAGACAAGAUCAAUGAAAGAAAGAAACAAAUAGAUAUUGUGAAGAAGGAGGUGAAUAAGAAGAGUGUCCAACUUCAGCUUGAUAAACACACCCGUGAAGGGAGAAGUAAUUACACAUGGCAAGAAGUCUUUAAGUCGGUCUGGGCCUACUUGGUCAAAGAAAUUGAAGUACUGAAAGGCAAAGGGGCUAGCAGUUCUCGUACAACCGCCACAAAUCUGACGAGGAAGAGAGAAGUGAGGUCGACAUUGAGAUGGAUCGUUGGCGUAGCAAAUGGACGUGGGCCACAGCUCUCUGUUGUGAAGCUGGUUAAAAAGCUGAUUUCCUUGCUGAAGGAUGAUUUCACCGGUCCUGAGUUUGGUGCUGAUUGUUGUUCCAUCAUAACCAGGGAUGUCUUGGGAUGUCAGAAGUAUUGGCAUGAAUUGGAUCAACGCACCUGGAUUGAUCUGAUUGAGACGGUCACUAUGGCACUCCAUAAGACUGACCAAGGUGUGAGUCUUGACCCACAGGCCAGAGCUGUUCAGUCACUGGUUGCCGGGGCAACCAUUCAAGGAGCACUUCCAGCAAGCCAUCUAUUUAGUUUCUUUAGGAGCAUGCUCAAAAGAAUCAGAACUGAAAGGAGUACAACAGUGAUCUCCUGUACCCUGUCAGCCCUGAACACCUUCAGUCUUCAUGUAGCUCCUGAUAGAAGACAUCAUCUAUGCAAGCUGGGAGAAGACUCCUUCACUUACCUCAUAUCAGCAUGGAGAAAGAACUCUGCUCAGACUAUUAGGGAUGAGUUGGUAACCUUCCUAAGCCUUCAGAUGAGUGCCCAUCAUCCACAUGGUGUCAUGACGGAGGAAGAGGGAGCCUAUGCUACAGACUUUGACCAAUGGAAAGGUCAAUUAAUUAGUCUAUAUGAAGAGCUGGUUAGAGAAUGGAAACAAGAAGGUUCUAAACUCAAGCUCAAAGGUGCAGGAAAGCGAGAUGUUAGCUUCAAACAGGACCUGGUUGACCUUGCCGCUGAUGUUUGUCAUCAGAUAUUCAAAGCAGGUGCAGUGUCAUAUGAGGUGAACCUACAGAGCAGUCAGGUGACCUCUACCAGCAGACUCAGUCAGGUGACUGGUAGGUUAACCAGUCAGGUGACUACACCAUCCAAGAGAAGACGACUUGAGUCUGGAUGGGAACUCCUCAGGGAGUACAUCUCUCAACCUCUUCAGCAUGCUUCCAUCAUUCCAUGGUUACAGUUACUUGCAGCUUUACUUACAAAGUAUCCCAAAGAUCUUCCUGAAGAAGAGUAUGCCCUCUAUGUCUCCACCCUGCACAACCUCCAGGCUCACAGCAAGAGGAUGCAGUUACAGAGUCAUGUAUUGAGAUGUCUUCAGUGUAUAGCAGCUAGUCAGGUGCCAAGGCAAGAGUUCCUACAACAUACCAAAGAUCAGCUUAGCAGAGAAUGGGGCAAAGUUUGGAGUGCAACUAUCAGAACUAUUUGCCUGCACUCUGCUGAGGAUGAAGGAUUUGACCUUUUGACCUGUCUGGUGCAUCAUGGGAUUGUGAAACCAGAUAAGGAAGUAUGGAAGCUCUUUCUACCUGAUGUUAUACAGCCUUCAAAGUGUUCCGUAACCUUCUUGUUGACCUUGAUGACAUCUUACCCUAUUCCUGAGAACCAUGUCUGCCAAGUUGGUUUGCUAGCCUCUUUGACAGGUUUUCAGAAGGGUCAGUAUCCACUCAGACACCAGCUACUCAAUUGGAUCUUGCCUGCUGAAGAAGUAGAAGAUGCUGGAGAAAGACUAGCCAUCACACCACAAAUAUUGAAAAGUGUUCCAAGGGACAUACUGGCCAGUCUCCUGACAGUCUUAUUCACAAAGAACUGCAGAGGGCAGUGUAACACUUUGCUUCCUGCUCCGCCAAGCACUGCGAGCCGAACCUCUCGAUUGGCCUUCAUAGAGGAACUGUACCUCAGAGCUUCCUUCCACAUUCCACUUACAAAGGACUGUCAGGCAAAUGCUCUCAGGCACGAAACAUCAAGAGCGCCCCCAACGGAGGGAGUGGUGAUCAUGAUGGUUGUCCAGAGUGUUCUGGAGAGGUUGGGACAUGUGGUGAAACUCGCAACUGACUCACAAUGCAAGGAGGUGGAUCACUGUGAGAUGUUAGGACAGCUAGCUUGUACAUUGUCUAGAGUCAUGGAAAGAACUAUCGCAUACUGUGAGAAAACAGUGAGAGAGGCAAUGGAAGGACCCAUCAAGAAACAUAUCAAGAUUCUUCUGAGGAGAUUCACAGCUGGGUUCAAGGAGCUAGCCAUCCAGUCAGAUCUCACACCAGACAGUUCUAUCAGCAGAGCACACUCCCUCAUGUCUCUCUGCUCGGUGCUGUUACCCCUCUAUACUAGCCCAUCUGGACAGCAGGGGGAGGCAGGUCAAUUCAUGGCAAACCUUGUCAGAUCAAGCACACCUCCUGAGUUACUUGACACCCUUUUGGACAUCCUUCACAAAAGGGGGUCAAGUCAGAAGCAUGAAUCAAAGGUCAACGGUCACGACCCCUUUGGUGAUUUCAUGGAGCUAGGGUCUGACGAUGAGUUCCCCAGCACACAGACCCAGAGUGAACUAGAUGAUGACUUUGGUGAAGUGACUACUAUCUCAUCUCAUGUUAGCAGUAGUAGCAGGUCAGAGAAGAAGAGACACAAGUCAAGAGAAGAUUCCAUGAUAGGAACACAUAGCAUGCUGUCCAAUGACUCUCUUCCUCAUGAUGAACAACUAGCCAUCUCCUGUGCUAGGAUCCUAUCAUCAUGGUGCUGGUCAUGUGACACCAGUGAUCAGGUGACUGGUGAUCUCAGAGUCAAUAGGAAUACAGUCACACAGAGAUUGCUUAAGCUGUUUGAUGAUGAAGAGAAUGUGGAUAUGACUAGUCCUUAUUAUGUACAAUUGUUCUUUGCUGUAGCUUUCAGCUUAAGAGAGAAAUCUUGUCAGAUUCCAGAUGAUGAGCUCAAUUCAAUUCUACUGGUUUGGAGAGAGCUGGUGUCAGUGAAUCGUAAGGUUCAAGAGGUGUGCGUAGAAGCAUUGACUUUCCUGAGGACUAUAACUCCUCACCUAGCAACACAAAGUGAUGAUGGGAUGGUAUCAUCUGAUGUCAAAGAAUCCAGAGAUGUUGCUCUUCUACUCCUCGCUGCUUUCUGGCAGCUGCAGUCAACCUACUCUACUCCUGUCAGACACCAGAUAGCGCUAUGCAUGGAAUCUCUCAUUAAAAUUGACCCAGACAGCCAAUGGACAAUGAUCAAAUCCAAAGGUCGUGAGAGAGGUCAUGGUGAUACCAACGAUAGGCCAGAGGUUGUGACCUUGUUUCCCAAUCUCCUUCAGGAUAAUGCCCAUGAAAUUAGGAUGCAUAUGGCCACAGCAGUUGGCUGCUUAUUCAAGUCAUCUGGUGCCCAGCCUUACAAGACAGAGACACAGAACCAAGCUUUUGAUCUGGUAUAUCAGACUGUUGAGGAGGCUAUGCAAGUAUCAGACGACUUUGGAGAGACGGAGUCGAAAGAGGAAAGCAGGAAUCGGACAGCCAGUCUUCUGCUCACCCUAGCAAAUGUCGCCCUCAGCAGUUAUGUCUGUGAAAAGAAGACAAUUUUUGCCUUACUACUCACAGCAAAGAUCAACAAGAUUCCAUCAUCGGUUAUGAAAAAGGUAUUGAGCUGCAUCGCUGAGGGUAUCACUCACUGUAGCAGUGGAGAAGAUCUAGCUGCAUUACACCUUGGUUUCUUGGUUCAUCAAUGGCUUCAGGAGAGCUAUGACAUUAGGGAAUUCCCCUAUGGGGUUCUGGGAUGCUCAUCUUCUCAAGAGUUCCUGAGCAAGCACCAUACGACCAUCAUACCUCACCUAGUCACACUGAAGAAGAUAGAUAUGGUGAAAUCAAUCGCAGGAGAGCUGAAGCAAGACUGGAAGGAACUCUUGAAAUCUUCCUUCCCUCGGACCAUAGCUAGUCUUCUACCUCUCCUGGCUCAGUCUACAGAGCAUAGUGAGAAGGCUGAAGAAGAGAAGGAGAGGGCAGCGUGGGCGGUACAAUGUCUGGAGGAACUACAGAAGACUAUAGGACAAGAGACCCUGAAUGCCUGGAUCCAGUCCCAUUUGGACCUGAUUGUCGUUGAGCUUCUCACCAUGUUGUAUGAGCCUUGGACAGAGACUAGCCAGAGUUCAAAGUUCAUGACCCCAAGUGACCCUGAACCUGACCCACCCUUCUUCACAUCAUACAUGAUCAAGGCCACCUUAGAUCACCUGACAACCUGUCAUGCCGGGGGUAGUUCUCUCACUCUCAUCUCAGUCCUGGCAAAGACACAUGAUAGUAUCCAAAAAGUUCUCCUCGAGCUUCACCUGCGGAUGUGGCGAUGUCAGCAACCCAACGAGAGACGCCGUCUCCUGCUGGCGUAUCGUCUCUUUGGUCUUCUCUUGAUCAAGGAUCUCGAUACCAAGGUAGGAGCAUCCUGGGUCCACGUCCUACAGGACUUGAUCUAUACACUGGUCCAUACCAUCCAUCGGGCAGGGGAGGGCGGGUCAUCAGUCAUGGAGGGAUCAUCAUCAUUGGCUCUACCUUGUCUUGAUCUGUUGAGGCAUAUCAGUGAGAAGGCUGUGGAUAAGUGUUCAGAGGAGUUCAGCAAGCAUAUAGAGGUGAUCCUAGGUGCAGUCGUCCCUUUAGUUGGCAAAAGACCUGGUGAUGUCAGCAAGCAAGCAUUAUCUCUUGUAGACUUUCUGGUGGUUGAGAACCAUGACAAGCUUGAGGCAGCACUCCUGGACACCAACCCUCUUCCAGACAAGACUGAACUCAAGAAAGCUAGGAAGGUCCUGGAACAGAUCAAAAGCAGACAGGAAGAUAAAAAUCUUUUGUCUGAGAUCAACCAUUUUCUAAUGAGGGGUGGUCAGCAUAGCAAGAAUCAUACUUUGGAGGGGCUGAAUAGUUUGCAUCAUGAGCUUGCAUCCAGGAAGGCCGAGCUCGCUUUGCUUGUCUCUAUGUGUGCAGAAAAUGCUGCAGAGAGUGUUCUUCCGCAACUCAUCUGUGAGUUGGUAUCAUUGUGUGAUAGUAACCAUAGCAACCAAGAUGGCCAAGCUUCUGCUUUACAGAAAGCAGCAGGUCAAUGCCUAGGUGAGAUUGGAUCUCCUGAUCUCUCUGUUAUCGCUCUCAAGAAAUGGGGUGGAGGAGAUCAUGGAGCCAGCUACUCAACGGCUGUGAAGAGAUUCAGUGACAACAAUGAUCCUAUCAGCUGUAGGAAUUCAGUUAUACUUCAUCUACUCAAGGAGUACCUUACUGAUCCCUGUGUUGAUGUAGUCGCAGCCUCUGCCAAGUGUCUGAAGAUGUUACUAGGUACAAGGAGUGGACAGAUAUUCUAUGAGGAGUACAAAGCUCAGAACAUUGACACACUCCUGGCCUAUCUGUAUCCAUUCAAAUCAUCCAAGAAUAAGAUGAUAAAACUACCUGCUAUUGACACCACUGAUGAAGCCUUCGUAAGGCAUGUUGGUGAUGAGUCGCUAUGGCAACCAGUGAGAGGGAGUCAUGAUAAAUGGUUGAAGGACCUGACGAUGGCUUUGAUCAAGAGUGGUGGAGUGAGAGAUGAGAUCCUAAGGCUGCUAGAACCAGUUUGUCUGGCUAAGGUUGAGUUUGCUGAGAGGGUAUUCCCCUACCUGAUCCAUGAUAUUCUGACUGCUGAUAACACCCUCUAUAGACAGACACUCUCGGAGCAGAUCAAAGGAGUGUUUAAUACAUUCACAGAGUCGGUCAUCAACAGUCGUGCUCCUACCCCUAUGCCGGGAUCACUAGAUCAGAGAAACCAAGGUUUAGGUCAAAGGUCAAUCAAGACGCUCCUUGAUACAAUCCACUAUCUUAGGACACAAGGAAGAUCUAGUAGGACAUCUCGAUUGACUCCAUGGGAUAAUAAUUUCUGGUUGGAUGUAGAUUAUCUUCAGAUGGCUCAGGCUGCUCAGAUGUGUGAAGCUCACUUUACAUGUUUGCUCUACUCUGAGAUAUGGUGCAAUCAUCAAAGGAUGGCCAAUCCACCGACACGGAGCGGAGGACCUAUAGAAACCUUCACCCAGGAUUCCCAGGAAUCCAUCUCACUAGCAUCCAUCUCCAUGGAAACUGGCAUCAACCUCCAAUCUCUUCUAAUGGAUGCGUUUGGAAGCAUAGGAGAACCUGAUAGUGUGUAUGGGUGUGGAGCAGGCAGGCUGGUGGAUACAAGUGCAAGAAUCCAUACAUAUGAGCAUGAAGGUGAAUGGGGUAAGGCUCUAGCUGCCUAUGAUCUUCAGAUGCAGUCCUCUACAUCUGGAGCAACACAACUCGGUCUUCUACAGGCUAUGCAGAACUUUGGUCUAUCAGGAAUCCUCCAGACCUACUUAGCUGGACAGAAGGCCCAAGGUCAUCAGUGUGAGGGUGACCAGGGUCUACUGGAAUACCAGUAUGAAGCAGCUUGGAGGAAUGGAUUGUGGGACCUGGAUCUAGAAGAGAGCUCUGUUAAAGGUUCAUUUGGCUACCAUGAGAAUGUGUUCAGGGCACUGUGUAGUCUCAAGUCUAAGGACCAAUCCUCCUACCAGUCAGCCAUAGAGAGAGCCAUGACAGGAUUGACCCAUCUUCUAGCCCAUGUCAGUCUGGAGAGUGUUCAGAGAAUAUACCCUCUCAUGACUAGUCUCAGGGGACUACAGGAGAUCAGUGUUGCAGCUCCAUUCAUACUCAAACGCAGUAUGGAGAGCAAGCCUAUCUUUGACACAUGGACCUCACAGCUCCCCCUGAUGAAUAACAGCUUUGAGUUCAGUGAGCCGACCCUUGCCCUCAGAUCCACCUUAUCUCAAUUAGUGCAUGAUGGGAUAGGUGAAGAACAGCGUAGAGAGUUGCAUAAUGGGAUUGCAAGUCACCUCAAGACACAGGUUCAGUGGGCAAGAGAUGCUGGAAGGUUUCAGGUAGCUGAAAGAGCUUUGGUACAUCUGAAGGAACUGGAGAAGAAGCGGGGCCAUACCAAUAUCGUAGAGGGGUGGUCAAGCUCUCUUGAAGAGGCUCUGCUAUUCUGGGCUAAAAAUGAGAGGACCACAGCAUUACAUCUCAUGAAGGCUCAGAUUGAUCGGUUAUCAAAGUCUCCAGAUCCAAGUAACUACAAGACUUAUGCCACAAUGCUCAGUAUCUAUGGCAACUGGCUUGCAGAAACUCGUUCACAAAGUCCUAACGUCAUUAUGGAGGAUUACAUGGAAAAGGCAGUGACCAUCUUCAUUGAUGCGAGUGAUACGAGUCAAGAAGCCGUACAUGCCUAUCAUUCCCUGGCAAGGUUUGCUGAUGCUCAGUAUCAGAGUUUAGUCGAGUACAUGAAAUCUAAAGACUAUGAAAACAAGAGGAAGCUCAUGAAGACUUCUAUGGAAAAUGUGGAGAAGAUGAGGAGCAUUGGAAUUAACAGUAGCGAUAGGUACUAUCGGAUCCAAGCAAAGCAGCUAGCUAUUGACCAGAAAGAGGUAGAGUCAAUGCAAGAAGACUGUAGAAACUUUCUUGUUCGAGCCAUGGAGUGCUACCUGCACUGUCUAGAGGCUUCAGACCAGUCCCAGGACACCCGCGUCUUCCGCCUCUGCUCUCUCUGGUUCGACAACGCUACAGUCACCCAGAUCAACCUCCUCCUAGAAGAUUCCAUUGGGAAGAUCGAGAGCAGGAAGUUCCUUCCGAUGAUGUACCAACUGGCCGCUAGGAUGACCACCAAGGUCCAGGGCAAGGAGGAGUUCUACACCAAUUUGAAUAACUUGAUAGAGAGAGUUGCAGUGGACCAUCCUCACCAUGCGCUACCGGUCAUCUUGGCUCUGGCCAAUGCUAACCUGGACUCGAUCGUCAACUCUAAGAAGACAAAGCUUGGUAGGGGCAGUGGCGGUGGAGACCUCUCACAAACAGAUAAAGAUCGAAUGCAAGCAGCCGUUGAUCUAAGCAACAAACUAAUGACCAAGAAACCUUGUUGUGACAUCAUACCAGCCAUGAACAAACUAUCUGAGGCUUAUAUUAGAAUGGCCUAUUGGGAUGUAUCUUCUAUGAAAACACAAACAAAGGCCAUUUCUAUCGCAUCCAACCAGCCUCUUCUCCAUCUGAGAUCCCUCCAUCAUGUUGCCGUGCCAACCCUGGAGCUAGAUGUCAAAGCAUCCUGUUGCUAUGAUGACAUUGUUUACGUUGAAGGUUUUGAGCCGACCUUCAAGCUCGCUGGUGGUAUCAACCUUCCGAAGAUCCUUACAUGCAGAGGAUCAGAUGGGGUCAAACGGAGACAGCUCGUCAAGGGGAAUGAUGACCUGAGGCAAGAUGCUGUUAUGCAGCAAGUUUUUGGUCUAGUGAACCAACUACUCAACAAGAAUACAGAUACAAAGAGAAGAAAACUACAGAUCAGGAGAUACAAGGUUGUGCCUCUCUGUCAGAAGAGUGGUUUGUUAGAAUGGUGUGAAGGAACGAUGCCUUUAGGUCUCUAUCUCAUAGGAGAUGGUGAGAAUGAUCUUGGUGCCCACGUACGCUAUCGCCCAGGAGAUUGGAAGGCUAAACAAUGCAGGAGGAAGAUGGCGGCUGCCCAUCAGACAGGCGACAACAAUCAGAAGAUCAAAGCCUUCAGCAACGUCUGUAAGAACUUUCAACCUGUCUUUCAUCAUUUCUUCUUAGAGAGAUUCCUUGAUCCAGCUGAUUGGUUUGAGAAACGACUCAGCUAUACUCGUAGCGUCGCCACAGGAUCCAUUGUUGGUUAUGUAGUUGGUCUUGGUGACAGGCAUGUUCAGAACAUCUUAAUCGACUGCAACUCUGCAGAGCUGGUUCACAUUGAUCUUGGUAUUGCCUUUGAGCAGGGCCGUAAUCUCCCGACCCCUGAGACAGUACCAUUCCGUUUGACCAGAGAUCUUGUGGAUGCUAUGGGUGUAGCUGGUGUAGAAGGAGUCUUCAGAAGGUGUAGUGAGAAGACUAUGGAAGUGAUGCAUAACUCUAGAGAAGCUCUUCUGACAGUUGUCGAGGUCCUUCUCUAUGAUCCUCUAUACACCUGGACCAUGUCACCAGCGAGAGCUCUGCAAAUACAGGAAUUAGACCGAACAGAGCUAGGAGAUCAGUCCGAGCUGAAUACCACUACAGACGGUCAUCAAGACAUCAUGCCUACUCCUACCAAUGGGGCUACUAGUCCUACAACCUCUAGAGAGGAGGUCAACCAGGUUGCAGAGAGGGUGCUUCUCCGACUGAGGCAGAAACUUGGUGGGGUUGAAGAUGGAGUGACGCUGAGCGUUGCAGGUCAAGUUAGUCUACUCAUCCAAGAGGCCAGAGACCCUGUGAAUCUCUCCAGACUGUUUGCAGGUUGGCAGGCAUGGGUAUAAGCCUGCUUGAUGGAUCAGUCUGAUAUCAAAGACAACUUAUACUCAAUUGCAAGUCAAUUUUGGGUCUCAGAAUCGUUCACAAAUCUUAGAAUCAAGUGUAAAUUUGGACUCAAUUGCUGGUCUGCGUUUUGAAAAAAGACAUUCAUAUUGAUUUGCUACAGUCAGAAUUGAUCAAUCGUGAAUUUGCAACAGAAUUGGCAAAUGAUGGCAAAUAUUUCUUGCGACACUCCAUAAGUGAUUACAUGAAGAUCCUGUAUUUUCUGUCUAUUUCGACAGCAAACUAUAGCAGAAAUUAUUCACAGGGACUAAAAAAUAUAUCUUUAGGCGUUGAAACUUGCUAACUGCCCCUAUAUUAUAUUGACUGUCCCUAUUUUAUAGGAAUGGUCCCAAUUAGGGGUGAAACGAGAGCCACUAAAGCACCGUGUACCUAUUUUUUGUGAAAAGAAAUAUCUGUCUUUACUAAUAUAUAGUAAAGUCUGAAAUGUCUGUAUUUUCAGCUUUUGUUCUCAUGUGUUACACUUCUUGGGGGGUUUGAAGUUAGAUGGGUAUGGCCCUAUUCUUAAACAGAUUUAUGCCAAUUGAUUCCAGCUAUGUGUAUUCUCAACUUGCAAUUAAUAUUGACCUUUGCGCCUUGAACAUUUCUAAUUAAAAUGUAUUAGGUGCCUUAGAAAUCACAAUAAUUAUAAUAUCGGCUAUGCAGUUAAAGAAGAAAAUAUUAAUCUGAAGUUGAGAUAGUACAACUUCCACUGAUACAUUUAAAUGGAUCCUUUGCAAUAUUCAUAAGCAGACCUAAAUAUUAUCCAGAGCCCUUCAAAUUAAGUUUGUAAUUUUGAAGCUGAAUUGUUUGAAAUCCUGUUUAAUAUCCCAAAAUAUUGAAGGGAUUAACAGCACUUUCCAUUACUAAAAUGGUACAACCUAAUCUUGCAUUUUAUUAUAAUUUUUUUUUUUUUGCUUGAAA
Lytechinus variegatus (green sea urchin) is the source of this 10413-nucleotide messenger RNA. Its product is annotated as serine-protein kinase ATM-like. Lineage: Eukaryota; Metazoa; Echinodermata; Echinoidea; Temnopleuroida; Toxopneustidae. Bases 105 to 9455 code for a protein of 3116 amino acids. The transcript is spliced from 58 exons. Gene Ontology annotation, molecular function: protein serine/threonine kinase activity; protein binding. The record is from RefSeq and is a predicted model, not a curated record. Gene Ontology annotation, biological process: DNA repair.